This is a messenger RNA of Topomyia yanbarensis, 1298 nucleotides long. RefSeq names its product RNA 3'-terminal phosphate cyclase (gene Rtca). The transcript is spliced from 5 exons. Gene Ontology annotation, molecular function: RNA-3'-phosphate cyclase activity. Gene Ontology annotation, biological process: RNA processing. The record is from RefSeq and is a predicted model, not a curated record. Bases 97 to 1179 code for a protein of 360 amino acids. Gene Ontology annotation, cellular component: nucleus. Lineage: Eukaryota; Metazoa; Arthropoda; Insecta; Diptera; Culicidae.
CGUCGUAAACAAAUGAAAUACGUCUUGAAUGUGAUUAGUAACUACCGAACUGUUCGGAAUUAAAAUUAUUCAAUUUUAAAAGUGCCAGAGAUCACCAUGUCUCAAAUAAUGGAUAUAGAUGGAAGCUUAUACGAAGGGGGCGGUCAAAUUCUUAGGAUGGCUCUCUGCUUCAGUGUUCUGUGUAAGAAGCCGGUUCGGAUAUACAAUAUUCGUGGUGGAAGGAAAAAACCAGGUCUGAUGGCACAACACACAAAAAGCAUUGAAUUGCUUCGAGACAUCAGUAAUGCCCGAGUCACAGGUUUGCAGAUAGGGUCAAUGGAAAUUGUGUUUCAUCCGGGGGAUAUAGGGGCAGGGAAGUUUAUAGCUCACGUCCAAACUGCUGGAAGUAUCAGUUUGCUAAUGCAAGCGGUUCUUCCGGUAGCUAUUUUUGGAUCCGGAUCGAUAACAUUAGAUCUCAAGGGUGGUACGAACGUUGAUAUGGCUCCUCAGGUUGACUUUAUGACGGAAAUAUUUCGUCCGAACCUGGAGAAAUUUGGUGCCACCUUUGAUUUCGAUCUGCUGCGAAGAGGUUACUUUCCGAAGGGCGGAGGACAUUGCAUCGUUCACAUCAACUCGGUUAGAUCGUUGAGACCGGUCACUUUGAUUGACGUCGGAACCAUCGAUCGGUGCUUCGGUUGGAGUUUUGUGUCUGGAGCAGUUCCGAUGAGGGUUGCAAAAGAUAUGGCUGAUGGAGCUAAAAAUGUACUUAAACGUAUCAGUCGAGAUGAAAUAAAGAUUGACGAGUACAAAGAAAGUGUGGAUAUGGCCGUGGACAACUGUUCAGGAAUUAUAUUGGGUAUCGAAACAUCUACCGGCAUGGUAAUGGGCGGUGCUACUUUAGGCAACCGACAGAGGGAUUCUUUCCGAACAGGCGAAGAAGCUGCCAAUGAGAUUAAAUCAGCAUUUGAACUGCGAGCGUGCGUUGACCGACACGUGCAGGAUAUGGUGGUAGUGCUCAUGGCUUUGGCAAACGGUCAGAGUAAACUGAGAACGGAACCGUUGACGUUGCAUACCCAAACGGCAAUUUUUGUUGCUGAAUUAAUGACCAAGGCUAAGUUCGCUGUACACGAACAGGAAGAUGGAAGUUUUAUUAUACAAUGUGAUGGCAUUGGAAUAACGAAUCAGUACCAUCAGAAUUGACUUUAUCGCGGUACGUUAAAAGUAAGUAUGUCAAGCUUUCCGAUAAACCAAAACUCAUUUAAUGUUCAAUAGAACAUCACCAUGGGAUGCCCUAGAUACAUGGGACAAUUAUGCGUAUA